GUGCAAGCCGUCUUUGACAGCGUCUACGUAAACAAACUGUGCGGAGCCUUUCAGAACACAACUGUUGCAUUUACGGGAGUUUGAUUUUUUAAACUAAAAAUGUCCAAACAAUUUGUAGGAUUUUCUGACGAUGAUAUCUUUAAGAUUACUCGGCAGGCAGGUGGCAAAGAUCCGGCUAAAGAUUUGUCGCGUCCCCACAACAACAGGCAACCGAAAGUGCCGCCUGGCGCGGUGAAAUUUGUUCCACCACCAGCAACGACAAACAGUGGCAACCUCAGUACAGUGAGCUGUGUCGACACAAGCAUUUAUCCACAGCAUCCGAUCCAACAGGCCGUUGCCUUUAAACCACUGCCGGUGAUGAUGAACGCACCGGAGGAUGAGUCGAUCCUAGUACUGCCGAAAGCGCCAACCUUUGGCAAAACUUUGGAACCACCGUCCGUUGCAUCCAGUGCGCCAGGGGUGCCCGGGUCGCGGAUGAAUCCGAACGAUGCGCUAACACCAUUCAAAGGCAUGUCGCUGAAGGAUUUUGAGCAGCAGCGAAAAAUGAUGGAAGAACAGAAUAGGCAAAAACGCGACAUUCUACAUAAAGCGAUAGAGCAACACGCUCAAAAAACAGCAGCAGAGGCGAACAAAAUUCAGGAGAUAAAAUCAGAACUCAGCAAACUAGACUCCGAGCUGGCAUCGGAUGUUGCAAUACUGCGCAAACAGAUUGAUGCGGCGAGUAUGCACUUCUCGAACGUUGAAAAAAAUUAUCUUACGAUAGAGAACCUUUUCCUGAAGGCCAAGGUAGAGCUCCAUCAGGCACUGGAAAAGAAGGAAAUGUUAACCGAACAUCUGUGCGCAAUCAUCUCCCACAACGAGGAACGGAAAGCGAAACGUUUGUCCGAGCUGAUGGAGAAGGUAGGUAUUUCGGUGAACGAUAAUUUUGAUGAUACGAUCAAUGGGAACAGCACCGGUGCGACGGACGCUUCGACGGAACCCGACAGCACCCAAUCGCCACGUAACUGACGGACGCGCGCCCUGAUAGAUAGGUUAAACCAACGCUGUGAUACAGCAUGCGGCAAGGCGACACAGCGCACUAACAAACAACCAAAUCUGAUGACAAGAAAUGAAAUCUCGUUACAAUGUGGUCCGUUGGACUGUUUCUUUAGUACUUCCAUGGCUAUAAGACUAUUGGGCACUAUUCCAGGCACACUUCUUGCCUAUAAUGCAUUUUAACCUAUUAAUCUAUUGUUUGCAUUUUAAAUCCCUUUUACACUUACAACACGGCUUACAGAUGAAGGAAACGCGAAAAAGCAAUGUUAGAUUUAAGGAUGGAUAGUACUCACAACCACACAUACACUAAAGUAUUGUUAGAAUAUUGCAAUUUACGGAUCAAGCCUAGCGAGAGGAGAGGGUAUGGUGAUUCUGAACAGACAAUAAACGAUAUUAUACCUAUUUUCUAUAACAUUUUACACAACAAAAGUACUCUAUUUGAUAGUCCCACAGAAGUGAAGAUAUACCAGAAUUUGCUGCAAGAGAUAAUACAUUUUGAGCUAAUUUAUAAGAAUCGUGUGGAAUAUGAAGCAUGACAUGUACUUUUACUAUCACAACAAAAGAGAGCAUCCAGGCAUUUACACAAAGCGGUUUAAAAUGGUAAUCAAUUGUACAUUUAUUGUGAUUGAGAAAUAUAUGGCUUUCAGCAGACACUA
Messenger RNA from Anopheles stephensi (Asian malaria mosquito), 1691 nucleotides. It is a transcript of the gene Gorab, whose product is annotated as RAB6-interacting golgin. The record is from RefSeq and is a predicted model, not a curated record. Gene Ontology annotation, biological process: non-motile cilium assembly. The coding region runs from base 100 to 1008 and encodes 302 amino acids. NCBI's taxonomy places the organism in Eukaryota, Metazoa, Arthropoda, Insecta, Diptera, Culicidae. The transcript has 4 exons.